AUGCGAAUCAUUCCCUCUUUCUUGGCUGGACAGCUCCUGGCCUGGCAGGCCCUAGCGAGCUACUCCUCCAAACUCACCUGGCCCUUGUCCUACACAGUGAAUGGAAGUCAUAUUUCUGUCAAUGAGAAUACUACUCUGAAAUUGUCUUCCGACGGCACCACGCCCUCGAUCCUGAUUCUGGACUAUGGCAGUAACGUCGAAGGGCUCGCUUCCUUCGAGGUUAUCCACCGUGCCGGAGACACGUCGGUUUUUGAGAUGUCCUACAGUGAAUCUAGAGCUGCCCUAGAUUCGUACAUGUCUGACGGGCCUAUCGAAUUCUCUGCAGCGAUGGACACCUAUCGCGUCAACCGAUACAACCUCAGCAGCGGCUCGGAAUUCGUUCACACCAACCGCCUGAUCCAAGGCGGUCUUCGAUACCAAAAGCUCAACCUCUCCACCGCCGGCGAGCUAGAGCUGUCAUCCAUUGGUUUCCGUCCCACCGUCGACGAUACUCCCAUCAGUGAGCUUCCUGGCGCGUUUCGAUGUUCCGAUCCAGUCGUGACUCGCAUCUGGGAAGCCGGGGCCCGUACCAUUCAGCUGAACGAGUUCCCUGCCAACUCGCUGCCGGACUUCUGGGUCAUCACCGAGGAGGGCGCCUUGGUCGAGAGUUUGAGCCCCCAACCUUUCUCGGCAGACUAUGCUAGCACAAUGACUGCCUUUGAGCUAGACUUUGCUGUCAAGCCCAUCAAGAAUGCUUUUGGCUUCACAGUUCUCAGUGAUACCCUAGGCGCAGGAAUCUACCUCUUUGUCAACAUUGCCAACAACUCAAUCUCAGCGCAUGUGGGUGCAACCCAGCUCUCAGACCCCUUGGUCGUUGCUCCAUUGCCGCCCUCCGUCUCUGUGGGUCGCUGGCAUCAGGUUCACUCUAGUGUGAACAGCACGCAGAUCAGUAUCUCUAUUGAUGGGUCCACUGUCCUCAAUUUCACGCAAAGCACGCGCUUUUUCGGCUCAUUCGGUUUGGGUGCUUCGCUCCAUCACGCCGCCAUAUUCACCAAUGUCUCGUUGACUGCAUUCGGCACCGAGAUGUACAGCUCGCGCUUGACCAGCAAGUCGGACUUGCAGGACUUCCUCCUAGGUACCAACCCCUUGCCAGUUGAGGUGGAUGGGUCUCGCAGGGAUCGGAUUGCCUAUGCCGGUGAUUUGGAUAUGACCACAGGCAGUGCGUUUGCCAGCACUCAUGGCCGCGAAUACAUCAACGGCACGAUCUCCUUAUUAGGCUCCUUUCAACUUCCUCCCGGCUUCUUCGUUCCCAACGCCAAAGUUCAACAGCCCCCACGCUCUACGGACAUUCCUGCCAACAUCACAGGUCUCAUUGGAUACUCCUUCAGCAUUGUGAGCGCCAUGGCACAGUACUACGAGCAGACCGGGGAUACGGAAUUCCUCUCAGUCUGGGCGCCCAAGGCAGCGCGGAUGCUCGACUGGGCACAUUCUCAAGUGCUCCCCAAUGGGAUCCUGAAUAUAUCCAACCAAGCAUUUGCCGGAGACUGGAACCAUUACGACCCGCAAGUAGGUGGCGGCGUCGCCAAGUUCAACCUGAUCUAUGCCUCUACCCUCAAGAAAUGGAUCCCUUUGAUGGACGACGCUGGUCUCAACGCCACUCUUUACAAGCACCGCCUGGACGCCCUCCGCCCCGCCAUCAAUCGCCACUUCUGGAGCAGUUCCUUACACGCCUACUCCCACUCGGACACGCACCGCGAUUUCUUCUCCCAGGAAGCAAACGCCCUCGCUAUCCUCAGCGACACAGUCCCCGUCAACGGCACCGGCAACUUCACCGCCCACGCCCUCUUAUCGACCAUGGCCCGCGAGCUCGACGUCCCCGCGGGCCCGCUAUCCUUCUCCCGCGCCAGCGCAGCCAGCGGCUGGGCGCAAAAGAUCAGCCCCUACGCCUCAGGCUACCAUCUCCAAGCAGCGUUCCACGCCCGGGACGGUCCCGCGGCCAAACACCUCCUCCAUACGCUCUGGGGCCCCAUGAGCGACCCCACCCACGCCAACUACACCGGCUGCUUCUGGGAAGUCCUAAACGAAGACGGCACCCCCGGCCUGGACGUCGGUACCUCCCUCUGUCAUGCCUGGAGCGCUGGUCCCACGGCAGCUCUGAGCAGAUAUGUGCUCGGGGUCGCGCCGGCUAAGCCAGGCUUCACGGAGUGGACGAUCACACCACAGACGCUGGAUCUGAGGUGGGCGGAGGGUCGCUAUCCCGUCCCGCAGGGCGCGUUCGAGGUGAAGUGGAGCUAUGAUAGUCGGGAGUUCCUGUAUAUGACUGUGACUCCGCCGCCUGGGACGAAGGGCACCGUGUACCUCCCAACGCCGCGCAGGGAGAAGAAGGUCAGGAGGUAUGAAAUGACCGGAGGUGUCGCUAACGGGGACGGGGGGUUCUCCGUGAGCGAUGAGAUAUUUGUGUUUCGACAGACGGCGUAG
Messenger RNA from Aspergillus melleus, 2457 nucleotides. RefSeq names its product putative alpha-L-rhamnosidase C. NCBI's taxonomy places the organism in Eukaryota, Fungi, Ascomycota, Eurotiomycetes, Eurotiales, Aspergillaceae. Bases 1 to 2457 code for a protein of 818 amino acids. The transcript has 2 exons. Gene Ontology annotation, biological process: carbohydrate metabolic process. The record is from RefSeq and is a predicted model, not a curated record.